This is a messenger RNA of Anthostomella pinea, 627 nucleotides long. The record is from the annotation of a GenBank genome assembly. Lineage: Eukaryota; Fungi; Ascomycota; Sordariomycetes; Xylariales; Xylariaceae.
AUGAAGUUCCAGAUCUCAGCCGUCCUACUGGGCAUUGCCGCCAGCACCGUCGCUGCGCAAGAGACGAACCAGACAGGCCCCUUCUUCUUGCACAUCAAGGGCACAGAUAACAGCUCCAUCGACGGCUACGCGUCGUCGUGCCAUGCCGGAGCCGCCAUCGAGGGUUUGUGCUACGGCUCGGGAUCGGCCCCUGCCGCCGGCAGCUACUCCAACGAGUACUACUUCAACUACAGCGGGUACACGACGGUCGGCGACGCCGACGUCGGCACGCUCUCGUGGAAGCUGCCUGUUAAUAUCAAUGGCACUGUGGAGAACUUGCCCCAACCCAUGAGCCUGCAAUACCAGGCUAACAGCAACGUCGCCGCCCCGAUGUUUGGUUUCAGCUCCGGCGGGUUCAGCGUUGGUUUCGAUGAUGAGGGCAAGCUGUUCGGCUACAACUAUUACGACGAUUCGACUUUCGUGGCGGGAACGCAGCCGAGCGCUGGCGAGGGGAAGGCUUACUACCAAUGGUACGUGUGCUAUCAAUACCUCACCGGCUACUACUACCAGUCUAUCGGCUGGGCGCAGACAGUGCCGCCUCACAACCCGACCUGUGAGCCCGUCACGAUCACGCAAGAAUUGGAAUAG